Messenger RNA from Calliphora vicina (urban bluebottle blowfly), 3001 nucleotides. RefSeq names its product Mov10 RISC complex RNA helicase (gene Mov10). The coding region runs from base 59 to 2602 and encodes 847 amino acids. Gene Ontology annotation, biological process: regulatory ncRNA-mediated post-transcriptional gene silencing. The transcript is spliced from 8 exons. Gene Ontology annotation, cellular component: P granule; cytosol. The record is from RefSeq and is a predicted model, not a curated record. Gene Ontology annotation, molecular function: helicase activity. Lineage: Eukaryota; Metazoa; Arthropoda; Insecta; Diptera; Calliphoridae.
AUAUUAAUUUUCAUUUGUGUAUGCGUUUCUACUGUGGCUUUUACAUUUAAUUAACAAUAUGGAUGAACCGUCUUGUAUAACCAAACAGUUUUUAGAAAAAUUAGAAGAAUCCUUUAAGAAAUUUGAAAAUGUACUAAAGAAUGAGCUUGAAAAAAGUGUCGAUAAUACACUGAAAAAGGAUUUCUUCGAUAAUGCCUCAAAGACUAGCAGUGGUUAUGACGACGAAGAAUUCAAUGAUGAUGAACAGGAGGCCGAUCGUCGUGCCCAUCUUCAUGAAGGCGAAGAUGACGACGACAUUUUAAUAAUAUCGGACGAUGAAAAUUACAAUGAAAUUUGGGAAAUAGACUCCGUUUCCACGGACGAUGAAGCCUAUAUUGAGGAAACAACUUGUAGUUCUUGUACGCAAAAGAAAGAAAAGUUGACAUUUUUUAAAAUAUUAAACACACUGCCCUAUUAUCCUCCCAGCGAAGAAAUAAAACUUGCCAAAAAUUCCAAUUUUACUGCCAAAUCUUUACAAGAAAAUAAUACCGAAAUGAUUAAAACCUUUAUAACUGACUCAAAACUGCAUAAAUACAAUAUUGAGAGCGUAUAUAAGAUGAUGCUGGAAAUCGAAGAUGUAACCGAUAUGUCGGAAUACCCGCCGUUAGCGCAAAAAGAUGUCGUCUUAAAUUGUACUGGCAUGGCUAGGGAAUAUUGGAUAUGUUUAAAAAAUUGUCCCGACAUAGAUGAUAUUGUGGCACCCUUUAUGGAUGAAGUGGUUUUGGUGCCUAAAGCCAGUAGUGCCAUUUCGGAAGUAAUUCCUUUAAAAUAUAUGACAGAUCUGUUAUUGCCGCAUGAACAUGAAAGUCCCUGCUAUGAGGAUCUAUAUCGUCGUCGUGUGGCCACCGUGCAACAAAUUUCGAAAGAGCGUGCCUAUUUUCGCUUCAGCAAAGAAGAACAUUUGUCAGCAAAACAGGUGGGCUCAUUAGUUACUACCAAAUACGAUAUCAUAUUUCGACCGCGUCGUUAUCCUUUACGUUAUCAACAUCGUGCUUUAGAACUACUAGCGGAGAGCGAUGAUAUGCGUCACUUUUUGUUUCCCACUGAGAAUCCUUAUAAAGAAUUGGUUUUCCAGCCACAAUUAAACAUGAGUUUAUUUAACACCACCAUAGCCUCGAAUCCGGAACAAUUAGAGGCCGUACAUUAUAUAACCGAAGGCCCCAAUUCUCAAGCUCCAUUUGUGAUUUUUGGUCCACCAGGCACCGGUAAAACAACCACUACAGUUGAGUCAAUAUUACAACUGCGACUUCAUCAUCCCCGAAGUCGUAUACUUGUUACAGCCGGUUCUAAUUCAGCCUGUGACACGAUUGCCUUACGAAUAUGCAAAUAUUUUAAGAGCAAUCCCCGUCUACAACAGUUGGAAAUAAGAGAUCCUAAAAAUCAAAAAUCCCUCAUAAGAAUAUAUUCGAAAAGUGUUAUCGAAAAGGGCGUACACUUGAUCGAUUCUGAAUUGCUGGACAAUUCAAAUUGUAAAGGUGGUAUCCAUCACUAUCCCUCGGUUAAGGAAAUACGUCAGUAUGGCAUUAUUGUGGCCACUCUAUGUACCGUGGGCAAAUUAGUUACUGGAGAUGUGGGUGAAAUGAAUUUCUUUACUCAUAUCUUUAUGGAUGAAGCUGGUGCUUCGACUGAACCCGAAGCUUUAGUUGGUAUAAUGGGUAUAAAAUCACACACAAAUUGUCGUGUGAUUUUGUCAGGUGACCACAAACAAUUGGGACCCAUUCUAAAGUCGGAACGUGCUGCUCAGCUGGGACUGGAGCGCUCGUUAUUGGAACGUUUAUUGAAUAGUCCUUGUUAUGCCAUAGAUGCUAAUUGUAAUUAUGAUCGCACUGUACAAGCACGCUUGAAACGCAAUUAUCGUUCUCAUCCGGAAAUCGUAAGACUUUAUAAUCAUUUGUAUUAUAAUGAUGAACUGAUUGCCGAGGCUAAAUUAGAAGAUGUCAACUUGGCAGCUAAAUGGUGCAAGUUGCCAAAUCCUAAUUUUCCCAUAAUAUUUCAAGCUGUACAUGGCGUCACUGAAAAAGACACUUUAUCGCCAAGUUCAUUUAAUAAUUUGGAAAUACAAGUGUUAAUGUGGUUCUUACAACGUCUUCUAGUUGAUGGCAUACAUGGCCAAAAAGUUGAACAAACCGAUAUUGGCAUUAUAACACCCUAUAGAUUACAAAGUAAACGUAUACAGAAUCGUCUCAAUGGCCGUGGUUGGUCGGGUGUGGAGAGUGGUUCUGUGGAAACAUUUCAGGGCAGAGAAAAACAAAUUAUUAUAGUGUCUCUGGUGAGAUCGUUUGCUGGUCUAGGAUUUGUGCGUAAUCCCAAGCGUCUAAAUGUUAUAUUGUCCCGGCCCAAAUCGUUACUCAUUUUAAUGGGAAAUCCUUUGACCUUAAGACGUCAUGCUGAUUUUGCUUUCAUUAUGGAUGAAUGUAAAAAACACGGCACAUUUUUGCGUAAAAAGAAAACUCGAAAACCUAAGAUUAAAUUAGCACCAAGAAGGUCCUCCUCUUUAUUAAAUCUUUCAUCGUUAUCAUUAACUAAAGCAACAACUACCGCCACAAAUACAAAUUUAAUUUAAUCAUUUUACUAUUCGUACUUUAUAUACAUAUAUAUUUGUUUGUUUGUUUGUUUCAGCCAUACAUACUUAACAUAUUUUACAGGAUUUGUAUUGAAUGUCUUUUUUUACUUAAGUUUAAUUUUCAUUUAUUUAUUUUUUGUCAUAUAUAAGUGUUUAAUUUAUUCGAUUAUUUCGUAUUUAACUGUAUUAACUAUGUAUUUUGUAUAGCUUUGUUUUAGUACUUGUCAGACAUGCAGGUUUUACAGGAAAUCGUUCCCGUACUCAAAAUCUCAAUAUAUUCUGAUUAUUUCUGACUAAAACCUGUAAAGCUGUAUAGAAUUGAAACAGACCUUAUUAUAUCAUUUCAUUUACUGUAUUAUUUAUGUAUUUAGCUUACGUUUCUUUUAUGCAACUGUGUUA